UUUCACUACUAUAGUUUUUAUUUAUUGUAAAAAACGAAAUCUAUUUUUCACAUAUCAUUUAGGCAAUUCUUCAAUAUCAAGUCGGUCGUACUGAAAAUUUGCAAAUGUGCAAAGCAAUUUGUGAUUUGUUAAAAUUAUGGUAUGCCGAUACAGAAAAUAUUGGAGAUGAAAUUAUUUCUUUGGGGAUAUCAUCUGAUGGUAGCUUUGGAAUUCCCAAAGGAUUAGUAUUUUCACAACCUGUACAUUUAAAAAUUUUAGAAGAUGGAUCGCGAAUAUGGUUGCCAUUUACUGAUUUCCCAUUACCUUGUAUGCCAUUACAGAUAUUUAACAAUUUGAUUUUAACUGCAGUAAUUUUGAAUAAACAAUUAAUAAAAGGAUAAAUUAUUAUUAUUAAUGAU
Molecule: messenger RNA, 398 nt
Organism: Vespa velutina
Lineage: Eukaryota; Metazoa; Arthropoda; Insecta; Hymenoptera; Vespidae
Product: putative malate dehydrogenase 1B
Exons: 2
Coding region: 105-380 (91 amino acids)
Molecular function (GO): oxidoreductase activity, acting on the CH-OH group of donors, NAD or NADP as acceptor
Source: RefSeq, a predicted model, not a curated record